Molecule: messenger RNA, 4408 nt
Organism: Ipomoea triloba (trilobed morning glory)
Lineage: Eukaryota; Viridiplantae; Streptophyta; Magnoliopsida; Solanales; Convolvulaceae
Product: COP1-interacting protein 7
Exons: 13
Coding region: 357-4235 (1292 amino acids)
Source: RefSeq, a predicted model, not a curated record
CUCUCUCUAUAUAUAUAUGUAUGUAUAUGCCAUUACGCGGGGUACUACUCUAGCUCUUUGGUGAGUGGCCAUUUUCUCUCUCAAGGCCCAAUAAAUGCAUUUUCACCGCAGCUGCCAUUGAAGCAGAGCUCAGAGCUUUAACUUUACGGUGGCUAUUCUCGCUCGAAUAUCUGCGCAGGAUUUGUUUGACGGAGUUCCUUAGUUAAAGCCGUCAUUGAAUCGGAGCAUUUUGCGGAUUAAUCAGUUGAAUAGUCUCUGCUAUGCGGUGAAGCUGUUCUUUUAAGAAGAUUCGGAAGUUCGUUUUUUAAUCGGCUUUGAGAUCUGAAGCCCUAGCGGUUAAGGAGUUUGAGCUAAGAAUGAAGCCAAGUACUCGGCUUAACUCAGUAGUUUUUCAGCUCACUCCUACCCGAACUAGGUGUGAUUUAAUAAUUAUUGCUAAUGAGAAAAAGGAGAAAAUUGCUACAGGCCUGUUGGAUCCUUUUCUUGCGCACCUAAAAACUGCUCAGGACCAAAUUGCAAAGGCUGGCUAUUCAAUUGUGCUCGAACCAAAAUCUCACAAUGAUGCAUCAUGGUUUACAAAGGGGACAGUGGAAAGGUUUGUUCGCUUUGUGAGCACUCCGGAGAUCUUGGAACGGGUGCACACUAUAGAAUCUGAGAUUAUACAGAUUGAAGAAGCAAUCACCAUACAGGGGAAAAUUGAUAUUGAUCAUGGCCAUGUCGAAGAUCACCAGGAAAAAUCAUUGGGAUCCUUGGAAGGUAACAAAUCAACAGCAGGUGUUAAUGAGGAGAAAGCUAUAGUUCUUUAUGAGCCUGGUGCUCAUCAACCUGAAAAAAGUGAUUCAGCCUCACAAGGAGAAAAUUCAAGAGCACAACUUCUGAAAGUCCUUGAGACACGAAAAUCCGUGCUACAAAAGGAACAAGGGAUGGCCUUUGCACGUGCUGUAGCUGCUGGUUUUGAUAUUGAUCACAUGGCACCGCUGGUAUCCUUUGCUGAUUGCUUUGGAGCCUCACGUUUGAGGGAUGCAAGCUUAAGAUUCAUGGGACUUUGGAAGAAAAAACAUGAAACUGGACAAUGGCUUGAAAUAGGAGCAACAGAAGCAAUUGCCAGCCAACCAGAUGCCUCUAUCAUGAAUGCAUCUGGUAUUGUGUUUUCCAACAGUGAGAUGGCUUCAGAGGGUGAUGGGAAAUUAAGCAUGGAUGGUACUGCAGGUGAAAGACAAAGAAUAGAGCAGCAGGUGCCCAAUAAUCAACAAGAAUCCUUUCAAAACCAGUUUUCCCAACCUAUGUUUCCUCCCUGGGCAAUGCAUCAUCCACCCUCUGCCUUACCUCUUUACCAACCAUACCCAGUGCAAGGAGUGCCAUACUAUCAACCUUAUUCAGGAAAUGGCUCUUUUUAUCACCCACCUUACCCUCCUAUGAAGGACCCUCGAAUGGGAGUCGUGCAUAGAACUGGGGGAAAAAGGCAGUCCAUGGACGGAGAUGGCAGUUCUGAGAAAUCCCUGGAUGACUCAGACUUGGAUAAUGAAGACCCACAGUAUCAAGAGCACAGGAAGAAGGCAGGACGGUCUAGAAAAAGACAAUCAGGAAAAGUUGUCAUUCGAAAUAUUAAUUACAUUUCCAAAGCAAAGAACUCUGAUAGUAACUCAGGAUCAGGUUCUGAUUCUGAAAGCAAUGCAGAUGGUGAAGAUCUUCUGAACACGACUUCUCGAUCAUCUAAAACAAAAGGUAGCAGUGGAAAGUUUUUGAAUGAGCUCAAUUCAUAUGAUAAAGAAGAGGAUACCAUUAACGAGAAGGAAACAGAUGGUGGGCAUUGGCUAGCUUUUCAAAAUCUUUUGUUCAGAGAGAAGGAUGAAGACAACCACACUGACAAAGAUCACAUGUUUAUGACAGAUGAAGGUGUAAGGAGGAAACAACAUUCUAUAGGUGAUGAUCCCAUUGCUCUGGGUGGUCGAGGUUCAGAUGAUUUGCAUGAUAGUAGGAUAAAUGACAUCCAUAAAGUUAGUACAAAUAUGUCUAGAUUGUCCCGGGGAUCAAAUGAUGGCGUUUUAUUUUCUAACAGGGGGCAUGCUAACACUGUGGGUCAAAUGGACAUUCAGUUUGCUGAGACAGAAGGUAGAAAGGUCAUGUCUAGGACUGCAAAUGAUGACUUUAUGGUGCCUGGUCGAGCAACUGAUUUGCGAUUGAGGAAUUCCUUAGAUCCUCUAGCUGAGAAUGGAGUAGGAAGUGCUACUAAUAAAUCGCAGAAAACCUUCUCAAAUGGUAUGGAUGAUGAAUCUUUUAUAGUACCAUUUAGAUCAAUGACGUUGGAUGGUAGUGUAGCAGACAACAGAACUGCCAUUGAUAUGGAUUCUGAGCUUCCGGCAACACCUAAAAACACAGCAAAUAACUCUCAUGGAGAAAGGAGCCAAGUUAAUUAUGAGCCUAGUGAUUUGGGUUUGAUACCCGAACGUGAUGCAGAAAAAUGUUCCAGUGGGUAUGACCCCUCUUGGGACUAUGAAAUGCAAGUUUCUGUCAAAGACACUGUUUCUCAGGAUAAAGGAAAGAAAGAAGGCACGAAUAAUGUGAAGAAAGGACCUCACAAAUCAGACAAGGACCGUAGGCCAAAAGCUGCCUCUGAUUUAGAUAAGAAAAGGGUUGGUGGACCCAUUAGAAAAGGAAAAAUGUCAAAGACGAGUCCUCUAGAAGAUGCACGAGCACGAGCUGAGAAAAUAAGAUCCUUUAAAACUGAUAUCCAGAAGAUGAAAAAAGAGAAGGAAGAGGCAGACCUUAAACGCUUAGAAGCUUUGAAAUUGGAGAGGCAAAAGAGAAUUGCAGCAAGAGGCAGCUCAAGUUCAGCUCGUUCAACGGCACCUUCUUCUCAAACAAGAAGAUUGUCAACAAAAUUAUCUCCGAGUUCUGUUAGAGGAUCAAAGUUCAGUGAUACAGAGCCAGGAUCAUCAUCACCUUUACAGAGAACCAAAAUACGAACUCCCACUGAAUCCCAUGAUUCACAAAAAGCCUCUAAAUCCACUAAAGUAAGUGAUGGACACUUGGCAAAUGAUCGGUUGACUAGAUCAGCAUCAUCAUUGUCUGAUCCUAAUAAGGAAAGUAAUGGUGUCACACCUGAUUCAAAAACAUCAAAAGCAAGACUUAGAAGAUUAUCUGAGCCCAAAACAAUCAGCAGCAAACCUGUUGCAUCAGUGAAGGCACAACGUUCUGAACCAGUAUCAAAGCCAAGGGUACGUAAUUCUGAAUCAGCAUCCAAGUCUAAGCUAUCUGAUUACCCUGAAAGCAAGAAAAUAUCAGCUAUCAUGGACCUUGAUAAGAAGAAGGCUGCUACCCUUCCUGAACUGAAGAUUAGAACACCCAAGGAAGUUUUAGAUGUACACCUUGAAAAGUCAGCUGUGAAGGAUACAAUGAAGGUGAAUGAUUCUGGGCCUUCAGGAAAUUCUGAAAGCACUGAACCUUUCAUGAAAAACAGAAAACUUCCACAUGAGAGUGAAGGAGAUGAAAUCAUUGUUGAGAAGAAUGUUGUGAUGCUCGAGUCUGAAAAACCCUCUUCACUGGCUCCCAAGCAACAAUCUGAUGUUGAUGAUAGAGGGGAAAAAACUGCAGUGGUAUCUGAGUAUGCUUUUAUAGAUGCACCUCCUUCACCCUUUGAAGGAUUUGUCAGGGAUCCUAUACCUGGCCGCUUUCUGGAACAACUGAAUUCACAAGAGGCAGGAGCGAAUUCUGUAGAGGAGACACCUAAAUUUGCGAGUAUUGAUCCUGCUGUAAGACCUCAUUAUCAAGCCCCAUAUGCUCGUGUCUCCUCCAUAGAAGAACGCUGUACUGGAUACUCAGAGUAUGCCAAAGCACCCCCAGCAAACUCAGAAUUGGCAUCAGUAGAACCGGCUCCUAAAGCAUAUGUUGAUGAUGCGAAGACUGUGACAGUAUAUAACAUUCAGGAAGGUUCAGAGAAGGCUCAAGUUAAAGAGCCAUCAAAAGGAUUCAAACGGCUCUUGAAAUUUGCGAAGAAGACCCAGUCCUCCAUUUCAGGUGAUCGAACUCUUGAAUCAGACAGUAACAGUGCUGUUGGUCUAAAGCAAGAUGAUAAUGCAACAAGUACUGCUUCAUCAAGUGAAGUUUACACUUUGAAGAAUUUAAUAUCUCAAGACGAAGUCCCGAGUACUGGAAACGCUGUUCAGAAGUCUCGCCAUUUUUCUCUGUUAUCUCCGUUCCGGGGUAAGACAACCGAAAAGAAGCCGGCAUCAUAGACCUUCUGCCGUUGUCAUCUGGUACUUUCAGUAUGGGACUUGCUGUAAUUUCCAUGUCAAGUCUCAACCUAUUUAUUAACAACUGAACUUCUACUGUUAUAAAAGAGGUCAUUGUAUAAAAUUAAACUGUGAUUUUGAUACCCAAUGGAAACUUAUCUUGAAACUUAACUUAA